AUAUAUACCGGUAACCUUGUAACAAUCCUUCAUAGUAUUCAAUAGCCUAAAUGGGGUCUACAUAUUUAUCCGUUUUAACUCUAUUCUCUUUGGCUCUUGCGGGAAUCGUUGCAUCUCAUUCUGACAUUGAAGGCAAACUACUCUUUUUGGAAAAUGACCUAUAUCCUGGCAAGAAAAUGAGCGGCCUCCAAAAGCUUUCUAAUAUUCAACCUUUUCGAACAAUCGGUUGGUUGCCGAUCGAAAAAGCUACUCAACAAUCUGGAAAUGUAGUGGAGAAAGAGAGUUAUAGUCUUGACGAGAUUUGUGGAGGUCCACCUGCCAUCGGAGAAGACAAGUUCUGCGCAACAUCCUCCGAAUCAAUGAAGGAAUUUGCCAUUUCAAAACUCGGGGCGAAAAUUAAGUCAUAUUCAGGUUAUUUCGCUAAAAAUCAAGACCAAUAUGUAGUAGAAGAAGUAAGGAAAAUUGCAGACAAAGGAGUAAUGUGUCAUCGAAUGAAUUUCGAGAAAGUUGUAUUUUAUUGUCACCAAGUGAAUGCAUCAACAACUUACAUGGUCCCUUUGUUGGCCUCUGAUGGAAGUAAAGUUAAUGCAUUGGCUGCUUGUCACCAUGACACAAGAGGUAUGAAUCCGAAUUUGCUCGAUGAAGUUCUCAAAGUCAAGCCAGGAACUAUCCCUGUCUGCCAUUUUGUUGGUAACAAGGCUGUUGCUUGGUUACCUAUUCCUGUUGCAAGUGAAUCUGAUGAUCGUCCUUGUGCCAUCUAGAUGAUAUUUGGAUAUAUGCACAUUGUUAUUUCUCUCUACUAAUUUUUCAAGUUAAAACCAAGCACAUAAAAGUUGAAAAAUUGCACCUUCAUGAGGACUUGAUUUAAAGUGAUUCAUGUAAAUAUCAUGUCUUAUUUAUAGUGUCAUUCAUGUAUUUUAAAUAAAACUAGUUCUAAAUUAGUUAGAACUAUGUGCGUGUCUUUGUUUAUCUGGUUAUUUUUCUAUAUCGAGUAAAAUUAUGUAUGUUUGAAUUUGAUAAUGUUUGAAAAUAAAUGUCUUGUAUUUGACAUAA
Molecule: messenger RNA, 1053 nt
Organism: Medicago truncatula (barrel medic)
Lineage: Eukaryota; Viridiplantae; Streptophyta; Magnoliopsida; Fabales; Fabaceae
Exons: 3
Coding region: 51-761 (236 amino acids)
Source: RefSeq, a predicted model, not a curated record